AUGUCACCCAAAAGAACCAAGAGGGAUGUGGCCCAAACACCGAAGUUGAGGAAGCCCUUGAAGGCCCAGGUGCCAAAAGAGGCUAAACCCACUCACCAUGGAAACAGGCGCAAAGGCACCACUGUGCCCCGGAAGACCUUCAUAGGGGAGACACCCAGUGUCUGUGUUGAAUGUGGGAAAAGCUUCCGAAGGAGCUCAGAGCUGGCCUGCCACCAAGGAGCCCACAAGAAAGAGAAGGCGUAUCAGUGCCUCCAGUGUGGGAGAAGCUUCUGCAGGAGCUCCACUUUCAGGAGACACCAGCAACUGCACGUGGACAACGAGCCCUGUGUGUGCACAGACUGCGGAGAAGGUUUUCCUGACAGCUUGGCUUUGGCACAGCACCAGCAGACCCAGGUGGACUUCCAGCCUUGCCAGUGCAUCGACUGUGGGAAAACAUUCAGCCUGGGUUCCCAUCCCCAUCACCGCCCCAAGACCCCGCUGGAAAAGCAGCAAUCCAGGAGUAGUCGGUAUGACAAGGCUGGCUGUGGUUCAAGGGCUGGCAGGGAAAGCAAAGGUGAGAAGGCUCCACAAAAAUGUGCUGUGGAGACCCCCAACACCUGUGAGGAGUGCUGGCAGAGCUUCAGCCAGAACUCGGACCUGGUCAAACACAUGCGCAUCCACACGGGCGAAAAGCCCUAUGCGUGCAACCAUUGUGGGAAGUGCUUCAACGUCAGCUCCAACCUCAUCCGGCACAAGAGGAUCCACACGGGGGAGAAACCCUACACCUGCUCCGUCUGUGAGAAGAGCUUCACCGACAAAUCCACCCUCACGCAGCAUAACCGCAUCCACACGGGAGAGAAACCUUAUACCUGUAGUUACUGUGGGAAGAGCUUCAGCCGGAGUUCUCAUCACAAGAGGCACCAGCGGAUUCACGUGGAAGAGAACCCCAUCUCUUUCCUACCUCUGUGGCGUUAUCCAACCCAAGCGUGUUAA
This is a messenger RNA of Python bivittatus (Burmese python), 972 nucleotides long. RefSeq lists its product as uncharacterized. Lineage: Eukaryota; Metazoa; Chordata; Lepidosauria; Squamata; Pythonidae. Gene Ontology annotation, biological process: regulation of transcription by RNA polymerase II. The record is from RefSeq and is a predicted model, not a curated record. Gene Ontology annotation, molecular function: DNA-binding transcription activator activity, RNA polymerase II-specific; RNA polymerase II cis-regulatory region sequence-specific DNA binding. Gene Ontology annotation, cellular component: nucleus.